GAAAGCUACUAGGUAGCCUCUCAGAAUAACCAGCUCUUCCUUUGUCUCCGUACAGUAUCGUUAUGAUUACUCCAUACGGUAUUAUAUGACUAAUUUGACUCGAGUUUUCAAGGGGCGGAGGCCGGGCAGAGGAGCUUUGCUACCUAGGUACCCUGCAAAGAAUCAUUUAUGCUACCAUGUUAGGUACCUAGGUAUCUGUCAAUUAAGCUUAUCGGGGCAUUCGUAGGCUACCUCUUCGUACAUAGAUUUAUUUAUGUAGUUACAAUAGUAGGAUCCUACCUUAUAAAGUCGUUAACUAUCUAGGUUAGGAGGUAGGCUUUGGAAACUUUUGAACGUUUCGCGUUUCGUAACAGCUUCGUUAUAUACUACUAUUAUACUACUAUUAUAUACUACCUAGGAGCUAGCUUUUACGUAUAUAUUGUUAUUGUUAUUGUUAUUGUCACUAUUAUUGCACUUACAACAAACGCAGAAUCCACCAUUUUAAUGUUCGUCUCUUUGGAUCUGUAAACAUCUUCAAUAAACUACACCAUGACAGGCACAAUCAUCAUCACCGGAGCAAACGGCUCUCUUGCAAUCCCUGCUGUGAAUCAUCUUUUAACCAAGUAUCCGGACUACGCGGCGGUUCUGACCGUUCGUAAGACGGAGGAUACAGAUCCCAACACCAAGAAGCUGCGCGAGAUCAUUGCUAAGUUUCCCAAGGCUCAAACAUCCAUCCGCCAACUCGACCUGGCCAAUCUCACCGCUGUACACGAAUUUGCAAGCACGAUUGCUACCGAGAUUGCAGAAAAGAAGCUGCCACCGCUUGCUAGUAUUGUCUGCAAUGCGUAUUACUGGAAUUUGUCUAGCGAUCCCGAAUUCACGGCAGAAGGAGUCGAGAAGGCGAUCCAAGUGAACCACAUUUCCCACGUUGCUCUGGUCCUUCGACUACUGGGUAGCUUCAGACCCGAAGGUGGCCGUAUUGUACUCUUCACUAGCAACGCCCAUUUCCCCGGCAAAAAUGGCUUGGAGAAAUACCCGCCGGCUAUCCCGGACGAUUUAGAUUCCUUAUUGAAGGCUAAGUCGGAUGCCGACAAGCUAGGACGAGGCAUGAAUAUAUACGGAAAUUCAAAGUUGGCCAUUCUCAUGUGGGGAUACGCGUUGAACAGGCAUCUCGAGAAGGAUGAGAAGCUGCGCAACAUCACAGCAAUAAUAAUUGAUCCCGGCAAUCUGACUGAUUCGCGUGCUCUACGCACGAACACACCUCUGUUCCUCCGCAUUGUUCAAAGAUUUGUGCUUCAGCCUUUGCGGCCACUCGUUAGUCUCGCAGACCCAAGUUACCGCACAGCAGCAAAUGCAGGUAUAGAUGUGAUAGAUCUUGCUACAAACAAUGUCUACCCAGGAGAGCGCGGUUAUCUCCUUACGUUAAAGAAAGAGCCCAGCUCCCCUGAUAGUUAUAAUGAGGAUAAGCAGGAGAAGCUAUGGGUUAAGAGCGCCGAGUGGGCAAAGGUUACCAAGGAGAACACCGCUAUUGCGAGCAGUCUUUGAAUGAGUGGGGGACGGGCUUUCGCGGCAUGUUGAAGCCUAAGCUUUUUCAAGAGCGCAGAAAAAUGAAGUUAUUGCCGAGUAGUAU
Daldinia decipiens is the source of this 1609-nucleotide messenger RNA. Its product is annotated as NAD(P)-binding protein. NCBI's taxonomy places the organism in Eukaryota, Fungi, Ascomycota, Sordariomycetes, Xylariales, Hypoxylaceae. Bases 529 to 1524 code for a protein of 331 amino acids. Gene Ontology annotation, molecular function: 3-beta-hydroxysteroid 3-dehydrogenase (NADP+) activity. The transcript is spliced from 2 exons. Gene Ontology annotation, cellular component: mitochondrial outer membrane; endoplasmic reticulum membrane; lipid droplet. The record is from RefSeq and is a predicted model, not a curated record.